Cyprinodon variegatus (sheepshead minnow) is the source of this 3897-nucleotide messenger RNA. RefSeq names its product integrin subunit alpha 6 (gene itga6). NCBI's taxonomy places the organism in Eukaryota, Metazoa, Chordata, Actinopteri, Cyprinodontiformes, Cyprinodontidae. Gene Ontology annotation, cellular component: external side of plasma membrane; integrin complex. The transcript is spliced from 25 exons. The coding region runs from base 62 to 3331 and encodes 1089 amino acids. Gene Ontology annotation, biological process: cell-matrix adhesion; cell adhesion mediated by integrin; cell-cell adhesion. The record is from RefSeq and is a predicted model, not a curated record. Gene Ontology annotation, molecular function: integrin binding.
UCUCUGUCGCGCUCUGCACCUUCUGCACUCACCUUUCUACACUCCAAGGAACUUUGACACCAUGGAGGGCUGCACCAAACACGGACUGUUGCUGCCCGCUUUCUUAUUAGCAUGCGGGGGGCUUCUGUCUGCGUUUAACUUGGACACAGAGAAUGUCCUGAAGCGACACGGGGACCCAGGCAGCCUGUUCGGCUUCUCUCUCGCCAUGCACCGGCAGCUUCACCCGGAGGAUAAGAGAAUGUUACUGGUUGGAGCACCACGAGCCAAAGCGUUGCAUGGUCAAAAAUCUAACGUAACAGGAGGAAUCUACCAUUGUGAAGUGAGCUCCACCUCUGAUGCAUGCACAAGAGUUGUCUUUGAUAAUGAUGAGGAUUCAAGAAGGGAAAACAAGGAAAAUCAGUGGAUGGGGGUGACCAUCAGCAGCCAGGGACCGGGAGGCAAAGUUUUAACCUGUGCCCAUCGCUACAUGCGGCAGACAAAUCCAAACUCCCCUCUUGAAUCCCGUGACAUUAUCGGUCGAUGCUAUAUAUUGAGCCAGGACCUAACUAUCGAUCCUGCUUCAAGUGAAGACGGCGGAAGCUGGCAUUUCUGUGCCAACCGAAACAGAGGCCAUGAAAGGUUUGGUUCCUGUCAGCAGGGCCUCUCUGCUACAUUUGACAAGGACUUCCACUACUUCAUCUUUGGGGCUCCAGGAGCUUACAACUGGAAAGGCAUGGUGCGUUUGGAACAAAGAAACGACACCUUUAUAGAUAUGGGCAUCUAUGAUGAUGGACCAUUUGAGGUGGGAGAUGAGACUGAGAUGGAUCCUGACCUGGUCCCUUCUCCUGCCAACAGUUACAUGGGUUUCUCUCUGGACUCUGGGAAAUAUUUGACUAAGAAGGGCCAGCUAACGGUGGUGGCAGGGGCUCCCAGAGCUUACUACAGUGGGGCAGUGGUUCUGCUAAAGAAAGGCGAGGAAUUCAGCAGGGUACUGCUUGAGGAAUUCACCCUUAAAGGGGAGGGCCUGGCUUCAUCUUUUGGAUAUGAUGUCACUGUGCUGGAUCUUAAUCGAGAUGGAUGGGAGGACAUAGUAGUAGGAGCUCCUCAAUACUUUGAGAAGGAUUCAGAAAUUGGAGGAGCUGUCUACAUUUACAUCAACAAGGCUGGAAAGUGGAACAAAGUCAAACCAAUCAGAAUAGAUGGACCUAAAGAUUCUAUGUUUGGCCUAGCUGUGGAAAACUUGGGAGAUCUUAAUCAGGAUGGAUUCCCUGAUUUUGCAGUAGGAGCUCCUUAUGAAGGCAAUGGUGAAGGCAAAGUUUACAUCUACCAUGGAUCAGCCACUGGACAAAUCUCAGAAAAAGCAUCACAAGUCUUGUCUAGCAAGUCUUCCGGAGUGAGCCUGUUUGGAUAUUCUUUAGCAGGCAACGUUGACCUGGACAAGAAUUCCUAUCCAGACAUGGCUGUUGGAUCCCUCUCAGACUCUGUCUUUAUCUAUAAAGCUAGACCAGUUAUCAACAUCCAGAAGAAAAUCACUUUUUCACCAAGCAAAAUCAACCUCAAACAGAAGAACUGUGGCAACACUUUCUGCUUGAAAGUUAAGACGUGUUUCAGCUACUCUGCUAAACCAAGCAACUAUGCUCCAAAGCUAACGGUAGCCUACUCUCUUGAUUUGGAUGCUGACCACAGGAAAAACAGCCUUGUUCGAAGAGCAAUUUUCACAGAACCUUCUGACUCCAAUAAUAACUAUGAAUCCAAAGGGACUAUUACCAUGGACACAAAAGGAAAGGAACAGUGUAUUACACGUGAGAUUGCUUUACAGGAAAACAUUAAAGACAAACUGCGGGCGAUCCCUGUUGAUGUUUCUGUGACUAUUCAAGAUGCUAAUCGUAGGCGUAGACAGAGCCAAACUUCUCAGCUUUCACCUGUCCUUGAUGCCGAUGAUGCAAAGCCAACUAGAAAAGAGGUGCAAUUUCUUAAGGAGGGAUGCGGAAGUGAUGAUGUGUGUCAAAGCAACCUGCUUGUAAAAUAUCGCUAUGGCUACAGAACAAUUGAUGAAGAUACAUUUGCGCCUUUGGAGAUGGAGAAUGGCGUGCCGGUGAUCUCACUUAGCAACCAAAAAGACAUUGCCUUGGAGGUGACCGUGACCAAUCUAAAUGGAGAUGAUGCAUAUGAAGCUUCUGUAAUUGCCAACUUCCCCAGUUCUUUGACCUAUUCUGCUUACCGCGUCUCACCAGAGGAGCUUCAAGUAACCUGCAUUGCAAAUCAGAAUGGAUCUAUGGCUGAUUGUGAGCUUGGGAAUCCAUUCAAACGCAACUCAAGGACGACCUUCUACCUUAUUCUGGGUACAGCGGGAAUCCCUAUUAGCACCACUGAACUGGAGAUUGAACUUAAGCUACAAACGACGAGUAAACAGCUGAAUCUAUUGCCUGUGAAAGCAAAGGCAAAGGUGUUCAUAGUGUUGCAGCUUUCUUUAAUGGGACAAGUCCAACCAUCUCAGCUUUACUUUACUGGGACUGUCAAAGGUGAGAUGGCUAUGAGGACUGAAAGUGACAUUGGCAGCGCCAUCACACACCAGUUCAGGGUAAUUAACUUGGGAAAGAGACUGACAGACCUAGGAACUGCCACCCUCCAAAUAGAAUGGCCAAAGUCUACAAAGGAUGGAAAGUGGGUACUCUACCUGAUGAAGAUUACAGCUACAGGGGUGGAGGAAAUAGACUGCACGCCACAUGAGGAGAACAUUCUAAACUUGGAUCCAGUUAACACUAGAAUAAGGAGAACAGUAGGAAACACCAAGGGAGGGAUCGAUUACACUUUUUCACGCUUUGUGGAUAAAAAGGAAUUUGAAACUUUGUCAUGUGACAAUAAAGCAACAUGUGUGACAAUAAAGUGCCCCCUAGGGGGCCUAGACAGUAACGCAGUAAUCACUCUGACCUCCCGACUAUGGAAUAGUACCUUUAUAGAGGACUACUCCAAGUUACAUCAUGUGGAGGUGAUUGUGAAGGCUUCGUUGCAUGUUGAUAGCAUGACAAGGAACACAAUGUUAAAGAAUGCUGAGACACAGGUGAAAAUGACAGUGUUUCCAGUGCGGCAUGCUUCUUAUUAUGGCGGAGUCCCAUGGUGGAUCAUCGUGCUCUCCAUCCUGCUUGGCCUGCUGUUGUUGGGCCUUCUUGCUUUCCUGCUUUGGAAGUGUGGCUUUUUUAAUCGUGCCAAAUAUGAAGACGAGGUUCCCAGUUACAGUGCUGUUCGUAUCACCCGGGAGGAGAGGGUGAUUAAUUCUUCAAAAGACAACUGGGGCAACCUGGAAAAGAAGCCAUGGAUGACGACUUGGCAUGACAAGGACCACUAUUCUUAACAGUAAAAAAAAAAAUUGUUUAUUGAUGGAUCAGCAGCCUUUUCUUUGGACACUGAGGACCAUUAAUAUGGAGAUACAAAUCAUAUUAUUUUGAAGUAAGUCUUAAGAUUUAAAUACUGGAUCAAAAACUUUUAUUAAGGGACUUCAACGUUUUCAAACUGUAUAGAUGGACCUAAACCAACUGCUGGCUGCUGAGCUUUUUUAUGUACAAGCAGUGUUGACCAGAGACUCAGCAGUCAGAAACUGUAUCAUAAUGUUGUUGUUUUUUUUUUACAUUUGAAUAACUUGUUCUGUUUUGUAUUUAUUCUAGUAUGGAAUAUUUUGUUUUUUGUUUAACAAGUUAAAGAGUUUUGCAUUUUACACAAAACAUAACACCAAGAAAUAUGUUCAAUUAUAAAAGCACCUUCCUGGGGCUUUAUUGAGGGUUGAACUGUUUCUUUUGCCUCAGAUUGUACAUUUUCUGUAUCUCAUUGGCCAUCAGAGAACUGUAACCAGGCCAUGUUAAAAAUCAUUGUCCCACCACAGCUCAAACACUUUUGCUGGGAAUUAAAGGUGUUCCUAAUAAA